AUGACAAUAACAAGUCCAGUAAUUAAAACGCCACCAUUAAAUUCAGAGAUUAGACUUGAAUCAAAUUUAACAGUUGAAUCAGGUGAUAUUGAAAUUAAUGAAAAAGAUAUUGUAAAUGCAUCGGAAGUAAUAGUAAUUUUAGAUGCAGGAUCGCAAUAUAGUAAAGUGAUUGAUAGAAGAGUUAGAGAAUUAAAUGUUGCAUCAGAAAUUCAUCCAUUAAAUAUAGAUUUAUUAGAAUUAAUUAAGAUUAAAUCAAAAUCAGGAUCAACUAUUAAAGGUAUAAUUAUCUCUGGUGGUCCAGAGAGUGUCUAUGGUGAGAAUGCACCAAAAUUCGAUAAAUCAUUAUUCUCUGAGAAAUUAAAUUUACCAAUAUUUGGUAUUUGUUAUGGUAUGCAAUUAAUGAAUUAUAUAUUUGGUGGAAAGGUUGAAAGUAAUUCACAACGUGAAGAUGGUGUGCACAAUAUUGAGAUUUUAAAAGAUGAAAAUCAACAACUUGUUUCAAAACUAUUUAAAAAUUUAAAUCAAACCGAGCAAGUUUUAUUAACACAUGGUGAUAGUGUUACAAAGAUUGCAGAUGGAUUUAAAAUCAUUUGUAAAUCAGACGAUGGUAUUGUAUCAGGUAUUGAGAAUGAAAGAUUGGGCUAUUAUGGCGUGCAAUUCCAUCCAGAGGUUGAUUUAACUACCAACGGUAAGAAAAUGUUUUCAAACUUUUUAAUUGACAUUUGUGGUUGUAGUGCAAAUUAUACAUUGGAUGAUCGUGAACAACAAGCAAUCACCUAUAUCAAAUCUAUAGUUUCAAAUAAAAAAGUAUUGGUUUUAGUAUCGGGUGGUGUAGAUUCAACAGUUUGUGCAGCAUUAAUUUCAAAAGCAAUUGGUCCUGAAAAUGUUAUUGCAUUACAUAUUGAUAAUGGUUUCAUGAGAAAAGAUGAGAGUUUAAAUGUUGAAAAGGCAUUAUCAGUAUUGGGUCUACAUUUGAUUGUUGUUGACGCAUCUCAAACAUUUUAUAAUUCAACCACCACUAUCAAAGGCCAUUUAACCUCAUCGUUGAAAGAAACAAUAUCACCAGAAGAAAGAAGAAAAAUCAUUGGUGAUACUUUUAUGAGAGUUGCAGAGAAUGAAGUUAAGAAAUUAGGUUUACAACCAGAGGAUGUUUAUUUAGCCCAGGGUACACUUCGUCCAGAUUUAAUUGAAUCUUCAAGUAAAACAGUUAGUGGUGUUGCCGAUGUUAUUAAAACUCAUCAUAAUGAUACAGAAUUGGUUAGAAUCCUUAGAGAUUCAGGUAGAGUAGUUGAGCCAUUAAAAGAUUAUCAUAAAGAUGAAGUUAGAGAAUUAGGUAAAUCAUUAGGUCUUUCAGAUUCUUUGGUAUGGCGUCAACCUUUCCCUGGCCCAGGUUUAGCAAUUCGUAUCAUUUGUGCUGAUGAACCUUAUCUAGUGAAUUAUGAUUUUACAAAUAAUGUCGUGCAAUAUUUAGUAACCGGUGAAGCUUCCUCAGAGUUGGAAUCAGAAGUUAAAAUUAAAAUUGAUAAACAAUUAACAGAGAUGAAAUGUAAACGUCAAGAUAAAAUUACAAUUAAACCAGUUUUAUUACCAAUUCAAACUGUUGGUGUUCAAGGUGAUGGUAGAACUUAUUCUUAUUUAUUAGGUCUUUAUAGUUCAGAGAAUUCAACAAUCGACCAAAUUCCUUGGUCUUAUAUUUUCAAUUUAGCUAGAACUAUACCAAAGAUUUGUCAUAAUAUAAAUAGAGUGGUUUUCAUUUUCUCUCAAAAUGCUACUAAACAUACAAAUAUUAAAGUUUCAAAUGAACCAGUUAAACAUAUCACACCAACUCGUUUAACUCCUGAUGUUAUUAAACAACUUCAACAUGCUGAUUCAAUAGUUUCAGAACAACUCUAUAAAUAUAAUUUAAUUAAAUCACUAUCCCAAGUUCCCGUUGUAUCAUUACCAAUAGAUUUCGGUGUUACAGGUAAUAGAUCAAUCGCAAUUCGUACUUUUAUUACAAAUGAUUUCAUGACUGGUGUUCCUGCGAUUCCUGGUAAAAAUAUUAGUUUCGAUUGUUUACAAGAAAUUACAAAUAAUAUUUUAACUUCUGUAAAUGGUAUUUCAAAAGUUUUAUUUGAUUGUACUUCAAAACCACCUGGUACUACUGAAUUCUUAUAA
Dictyostelium discoideum AX4 is the source of this 2157-nucleotide messenger RNA. It is a transcript of the gene guaA, whose product is annotated as GMP synthetase. Gene Ontology annotation, molecular function: GMP synthase (glutamine-hydrolyzing) activity; GMP synthase activity; ATP binding. The record is from RefSeq and is a predicted model, not a curated record. The transcript has a single exon. Gene Ontology annotation, biological process: GMP biosynthetic process; purine nucleotide biosynthetic process; GMP metabolic process. Lineage: Eukaryota; Evosea; Eumycetozoa; Dictyosteliales; Dictyosteliaceae. Bases 1 to 2157 code for a protein of 718 amino acids.